GUAUGUACGUAACAACACAACAACGAUUCUUCAUCUGUGGGAGUGAUAAACAAAGCGUACGAUAUUGCAUUUCCUUAAUAAAAUUAUUCAUUGAUUUUGUGGUUAUUUAUAAUUAUAAUUGGCGCUGGCAGAUUAUACGACCUUUUAAUUAAGCGUUUGCAUAAUGGCUAAAGAAGACAUAUCACUACCAGUGGAAAUGGGGAAACUUGAAAUUCAACCUGUGAAAAGCAAAAACAAUACUGAUGCUAACCCAUUUUUUCACUCACAGCCACAGCAAAGAAGACAUUUGCUCCCAAGAAGCACUCAAACAUUAAGGUGCCAUUGCUCGACCCAAAGAAACAAAAGUUCCAUGUCAAUCUGCAAAAAGAAAAAUAACAACAAAAUUCUUAAAAAACCAGUCUUGAAAUUGCUACAAAACUAUUGUAAAGAUACUGAAGAAUCUCACAACUGCUGUUCAUAUCCUAAUAAAAUAGUGACUCCACUAAUAGAAGGUGUACAUUCGGAAAAUUCUGUCUUGUGUGCACUAGUGCAAAACUGCAAUCAAUUGAGAAUAUCUUCUGAACGGGACAAUGCUGCAAUUGCAUCAUCCAGCAAUGAUACAAAAUGGUGGAAAAAAGAGUUACCUUGCAACAGUAUUCAGAGCAGAGAAUCUGUAACGGACAAGGGUAGAGCUGGCCCGUCUUGUUCCCAGGAGGCAUUGAAUCCAUCAUGUGAUGUCACUAUUGAUGAAUUAGCUAGUUACUUUGAAACUUUUGUCCAUAUCCCUAAAAAAAUGUCUUCUAUGGCUGAAAUGAUGUAUAUUUGAACUAGGUGUACUCUCAGACCUUGUGUUAAAUUAGUGGUCCAUUUUUACAGGCCAUUUUCUUCAGUUUUAUUACUUGAAAAACAAACACUAAACUUGUUUGGUCAUUAAGAUUAAUUUGUAUGUGGUAUUAUUAAUGAUAAUAAUGGUAUUUAUUAUUUCACAUUUAUGUAGUCUGUCAAAGCUAACUUUGCACCAAUUUGAAUAGAUUAAAGUGAGGUGUGUCAUUAUAAACAUCAUAUUUUCAUAGAAAUUGGACAUUAAUGAUGACAUUGCCACACUGUCUUUGCAAAUGGUAUGCAGAAUUAAUUUGGUCCGACAAUGUUACUUUUUAUGUCAUGUGAAGCAAUAUAAAUCUUAAUCUAAUAUUAAUAUUAGUUCAAUAGAAUCUGAUACUUUGAUGCAUGUAGAUUUUGCAAGUAGGAAAAAAAUAUUACUAUUUUUCUAUUGUAGAAUAUUUUGGCUGCUACACUAAAAAAGUGUUAAUCAAACCAUAUUAUGGUUCAAUUAUAGGUAAUUCAAGUCCAAGCAGUCCUAAUGUGUAUGUAAUUACUUUGUUUAUAAUUGGUGCCACCUCUGAUAAAAGUGGGUUAAAAAAAAAUACUAGGUAUAUUUGUAAGUAGAUAAUCCAUUAUGCAAGUAAUUCUUUUCUCUCUGUCUGGUUGCUUUCCUUGGCUAGACAACUGAACCAAUUUUUAUUUUUUGAUGAAGAUUAGUAUUUAGAACUUAAAGCCCUAGGAUGACACAGGCAACUUUAUAUUUGGAAAUACAAGGGCAAGGAAGGGAAAACUGACAGACAGUUUUAAAAUAUUAAUUAUGCAGCUUAAUGCUGCAAAUGUUAAGUGAAGUCACUUGACUGCAAGUAUUAUAAUUGAAUCAAACCAUUAUUAAUUAAAUUGAAUGUGUAAAUAUAUAGGUACCAAUUGUUGAACAAUAAAAUAUUUUAUACAAAAGAAA
Cydia splendana is the source of this 1759-nucleotide messenger RNA. RefSeq lists its product as uncharacterized. Lineage: Eukaryota; Metazoa; Arthropoda; Insecta; Lepidoptera; Tortricidae. Gene Ontology annotation, biological process: cellular response to hydrogen peroxide. The transcript has 2 exons. The coding region runs from base 164 to 805 and encodes 213 amino acids. The record is from RefSeq and is a predicted model, not a curated record.